This is a messenger RNA of Patiria miniata (bat star), 594 nucleotides long. RefSeq lists its product as uncharacterized. Lineage: Eukaryota; Metazoa; Echinodermata; Asteroidea; Valvatida; Asterinidae. The transcript is spliced from 2 exons. Bases 1 to 594 code for a protein of 197 amino acids. The record is from RefSeq and is a predicted model, not a curated record.
AUGGCAACCUUUUUCAUGCUGGACUUCACACCAAGCAUACGCAUCCAGCGCAUCCUGGGGCAGACGUCGCAGUUCAAUUCACGCCUUCGUCAAGGGAGACACCGGUGGGAUGAAGUUCGGGAUUUCAUCGGCCAGCUGUUGUCACUCCCGUUCUUGCCUAAUGAACAUAUCGGGCCAGCUUUUGAAGAACUCGGCAGCCUGGUGACUGAUCAACCCGCCAUGGUCGAGCUGUGCAGCUACCUUCGCACCACGUGGCUGGAGAACUCAACAUGGAGCCCACGUGACUGGUCAGUGUUCAUGCGGAGUAUCCGCACGAACAAUGACGUGGAGGGCUGGCAUCGGAGACUUAUUGGGCGGGCAGGAUGUCACACCGUCCAAUUCUACAACGUCAUCAAGCUCCUGUACACAGAAUCCAGCUACGAAAACGUCCAGCUAAGGCUGGUCAAAGAAGCUCGACUCUGCAGGAACCAGCAGCGGAUGUACCGGCAGGUUCAAGGGAAGAUUUUCAAGUUGUGGGACGACUACCAAGCCCGUCGCCUCACAACAUCGGGACUCCUGGCAGCCUGCAAUUACCUGACAGGUCCAGCCCUGUAG